CCUCAGGCCACGGCCGCACAGAUUGCGGCCGUUUCGGACGAGCCUCGACGCGAGGACAUUUGCGGCACCGACGAGGGAGCGGCGGCGAUAGCGGUGGUGGUGGUGGUGGAGGACGUUGUCGAGCGGGAGAAGGAGCAGAAGGAGCGAUCGCCGGUGCAGCUGCGGCAGCUUGAGCAGCCGCGGAAGCAACAGCAAGAGGAGGAGCAGCCGCAGGCAGAGCAGGAGCCGCCGCGGUAUCAGCCGCAGCGCCCGCAGGAAUCGCCUCAGCCGCAGCGUCGGAGGGAAAUUCAGCAAGAGACGCAAGUGGAGCAGCAGCAGCAGCAGCAGCAGCAGCAGCAGCAGCAGCAGCAGCAGCAGCAGCAGCAGCAGGCACAAGUACAGGACAAACAACGGGAACAGGAACAAAAACGGGAAGAGCCGCAGCGGAAAGAGCCGGGCCACCUGCAGCAGCAGGUGCGGCAAAAGGUGGAGAAGGACAGAGAGCUGCAACUACAGCGGAAGCUGCAGCAGGAACAGCAGCAAUUGCAGCGUAAACUGGAGCAGGAGGAGCAGCAGCUCCGACGCAAGUUCGAGCGAGAGGAGGGAGCGCUGCAGCAGAAACUGGAACAGGAAGAGCAGCAGUUGCAGCGAAAGCUGGAGAAGGAGGAGCUCGAGCUGCGAAAGAAACUGGCGGAGCGCAAGCAGGAGACGCGGAAGGUCGAGGGUCGGAAGAAGGACGACCAUAAGCAGCAACAGCCGCAGCGGAAGGAGAAAUCGAGCCCGCGGUUGCCAGAGGGAGGCGAGCGAACGCAAGCACGCGACCAGCGAGAGGAUGGCAAGGAGACGACGCGGCCGGUGGAGGAAGCGCGUCAGGAACCGCCCGCGGAGCAACAGCAACAGCAAAGGGAGACGCUGGCGCGGCAGGAAGACCGAAAGCCGCGACGGCCGAAGGAGGAACCGCGGCAGCGACAGCCGCCACCGCGGCCGCCGCCGCAGCAGCCGGGAGUCCUGCCGCUCGAGGGAGCGGGUGGACUCUACAUCCGGCUGGUGCUGAGGCACGAGGCCCGCGCCGCCAACCUGGUUUGGCUGUACAAAACGCACAUAUUCUAAAUUCCGAUUCGUUCCGGCUCGUAACUCGUUUCGCCGUUUCUGUAACGAACGGACCUCGCGCGUCACGUUCACGGCUCGACGACUCGCCCGUUCACCGUCUUCAUGAGCGGAGGCAGGGAAAUAGAUAGAGGUAGAUUUGUUAGUCUGGAAAGGGGGGGGGGAGGAGGAAUCCCCUCUGAAGCGCGAGAAAGAGGAUCGCGCGGAAAAAGAAGUAUCGACUCGAGAAAGAACGAGAAAAUUUUCAAAACAAGUGACACUAGUAAUUUUCUUCUAUCCAAAAGAAGAGAGAGAAAGAAGGACGAAAGAGGGGAAGACGAGGCGAGUCUCUCGAGAUCGAGAACGCGACGCGUUCGUCGUCGUGGUCGUCGAUGCGACGACACCUCGGCAGCCCGAGGUCCCACUUCGUCUUUCGGAUCGCGUUGGCGUUUCCUUCGGCGUCUUCUCGCGGACGCGCGAGUUAGGGAUGAAUGCGUGCCGGAGGAUACACCGCAGAGCCGAUCGGCUUCCUUCUCUCUUCGACUUCCUCAAGUAUACACGGGCGUCGUCGCGUCCAUCUCGAGCCGCUCGCGCGUCAACUCGUCAACUCGUAGAUGUAAUAAAUCGGGGGAUUCCGUCACUGUCUCGAUCGCGCGUCCGCAUCGUCGCAGAGCGAGAUGCGGACGGGAAGACGCGCGAGUGCGUAUUAUUGUUGAAACGUGGAAAUAUGUAUCUGUUAAACGUAAACGUGUGCAAAUGUAAAUAUGUAUCUCACGUGUUCACGGGCGGGUGAAACCGCAGCAGUCGGUCGCGUGUCUGCGCGCGACCGCUCCGAGGCGGCUGGACGAGGAAGUAGGUGUGCGUUUCAAAGAUGUCGCACGCUUUGAUACGCGCCGUAAUUAUCAUUGUUUGCGCUGUCUUUCUCUCUCCUCUCUCUCUCUCUCUCUCUCUCUCUCCCUCCCUCUCCUCUCUCUUUCUC
Messenger RNA from Harpegnathos saltator (Jerdon's jumping ant), 2044 nucleotides. RefSeq lists its product as uncharacterized. Lineage: Eukaryota; Metazoa; Arthropoda; Insecta; Hymenoptera; Formicidae. The annotation marks the transcript as partial. The transcript has a single exon. The record is from RefSeq and is a predicted model, not a curated record.